CUCCUUUGGUUUUCUCCUAGUUUAAUAUCCAAUUUUAUUACAGGUAUUAAUUUAAAUCAGGAUGCUGUUAUCCACAAAAAUGUCCACAGUCUCAAAUCACUUGACCGUCAGCAUGAAAUUACUGCAAUGGCAUGGGGUAACCAAAAUCAGACUGAGGUCUUGAUUGGUUUGAGAAAUAAAAUUGUUCAAGUAUUUGACACAGAAGAUAAAGCCUUUGUCUCAUCCCGUCAAAUUAAUACUGGUGAAGGGCCCAUUGUAUCAUUAGCCAGAUGGAAUGGUAUUACUGUAACAGCAUUAAAGUCAGGACAAGUUACAAUAUGGAAUGCUGAUAAUCCUGUCGAGAUUAAUGCACUGAAGGCUGGAGAAACAUUGGCACGGAUGCGCCAGUCACCUGUCUCACCAAAUAUCAUUGCUACUGGUGGGAAGGAAAAUGAACUUAAUAUCUGGGAUCUGGAGAAGCCACAGGAACCCAUAUUCAAAGCCAAAAAUGUAAAGUUAGAUAUGGUACAACUCAGAGUUCCUGUGUGGGUAACUGAUGUAGCCUAUCUUCAGGAUUACCAUAGUGUAGGAAUAUCUACUAGAUACAAAAAUAUACGUCUUUACGAUCCUGGUAGGCAGAGAAGGCCUAUAAUGGAUUUUGAGUGGGGAGAAUAUCCACUAACCACUAUUGCGGCAGUUCCCACCAAUGAUAAGCAGGUGGUUGUAGGAGCAUCUCAUGGAAGAAUGGCUUUGUUUGACUACCGUGGAACAAGGCCAGACAUGCCUGUUCAUGUUUUUAAAGGAUAUGCUGGAGCUGUCCGAGAUAUUGUAGUCCAUCGUGAGCAUCCAUUGGUUUUCACAGUUUCCAUGGAUCGUUUCUUGAGAGUACAUCAUUUGUGGUCUACGAAGGUGCUCUUCAAUGAAUAUUUGAAGUCAAGACUCAACUGUCUGCUAGUAAAGGAUGAAAUUAAUACUAAAGAUUUCAUACCAGUCAUUAAAAGACCUGUGAAGCGGAAAAAGAAAGCCAAAGUUACUGAGGAUAAGGAUGAUGUCAUUCUUGAGCCUACCAAGGAGAAAGUUGCAAGAUCGGACGCUGAUUGGGCAGCACUCAGUCUAUGAUUUGCUUUUAGAAUACUGGAGAGAUUAAAUUUACUAAUAA
Molecule: messenger RNA, 1138 nt
Organism: Macrobrachium nipponense
Lineage: Eukaryota; Metazoa; Arthropoda; Malacostraca; Decapoda; Palaemonidae
Product: WD repeat-containing protein 74-like
Exons: 7
Coding region: 127-1098 (323 amino acids)
Biological process (GO): ribosomal large subunit biogenesis
Cellular component (GO): nucleolus; preribosome, large subunit precursor
Molecular function (GO): protein binding
Source: RefSeq, a predicted model, not a curated record